Messenger RNA from Coniophora puteana RWD-64-598 SS2, 2467 nucleotides. RefSeq lists its product as uncharacterized. The record is from RefSeq and is a predicted model, not a curated record. Gene Ontology annotation, cellular component: nucleus. The transcript has 10 exons. Gene Ontology annotation, biological process: regulation of DNA-templated transcription. Gene Ontology annotation, molecular function: transcription coregulator activity; RNA binding. Bases 22 to 2010 code for a protein of 662 amino acids. NCBI's taxonomy places the organism in Eukaryota, Fungi, Basidiomycota, Agaricomycetes, Boletales, Coniophoraceae.
AUCUCAGCCACCUCUCUCGACAUGUCGCUCCAUAGCCACGUCCUGCUCCGCAAGUCCUCUGGCGCGCUCGGCUCCUCCUCUGACUUGCACUCUCGCGACACCCAGACGCGUCCCAUAUCGCGUCUUGCUCUGGAACAUCCAUUUGGCCGGUUUGCCACCAGUAGCGAAGACGAAUACGCUCUCAACGUACCAGCCUUUGGCUUCAACUCGCCUUCUCCGGUGAGCAGCAAUGGAUCGGGUUCGCUUCGGCAACCUAGUCCAACGCCGAUGUCAUACAAGUCCUUCCUCGAUACGCGGUCUCGAGUGUUGCGGCUGAGGACGGCAGCGAAUGCGUCAACAAUGACGGUCCUGGUGAUGUUCGAGAAGAACCGUGCAUCUGUGCGGGCGCCCAUUUCGCUAUGGACAACGCAGGAGAGAGAAGAGCCGAACGACAUGUAUGCUGUGUUCUCGAGUCACGAUGAUGCCACCGCCGCUUUCGCUCUCUCCAAUCCCUCCAUCAUCCUCUUGCCUGCUCUCGAGAGCGAUCUCGAACCUAUUAGCUCCCUCAGGCAGGUUGACCUUGCCGCCAAGUUCAACAGCUCGUUAAGAAAUCACACUCCUCAUUUCGGUGGCCUUCGCAUGUCUACGUCUACUCCAGACCUCCAUAGAUUAGCCCAGGCUUCUAGCUUUUCUCGCGUCAUCAGUCCCGGUUUCCUCAACAACGUCGCCAAUGACGAAUUCGUGAUAUCUUCCAACCCUCCCAACCCAAAGACCACCUUUCGGCAUGGUGACUGGAUAUGUAACUCCCCCAGCUGUGCUGCCCACAACUUUGGACGUAAUAUGGCUUGUCGAGGAUGCGGCUGUCCGCGGGCAGAUAACCAGACUGCAUACACGAAGCCAGGUGCCUGUGGGGUGAGCGCGACGGCUCGAGUACCUGCCUCGCCCCGUUUUGUUGGAUCUAUGGGCUCGCCUCAGUACCCGCAGUCCGCACUGCCUUCACCUAGCGCCGCCAAUUUCCCCGCUUCAGUAACGUCCAAUCCCCGCACCUCCCCUGCAUCAGUCAUCGGAGUUCAGAACACGAAGCCUCACACACCUACCCACCCUCUUUUGACCCCUUCAGGGCGUGACUUUUCGGUCGGAGGCAAGGUUCAGAACAUCUCGUCGGACCCCAUGUGUCCCUGCGUGAUGUACUGGCCUGACAAUGAGCCGCUCCCAGAGGCUGGACAGAUCCGCCCGAACGCCAUGGCCGGCUUCCCUCAUCCUCCCAUCCUGAACACUGGAAACCGCGGACCCAUUGAGCAUCAACCUGGUGACUGGAUUUGUCUCAAAUGCAACUACUUGAACUGGCGCCGGCGCAAAGUUUGCCAAACAUGCUACCCUUACGCGGAAGGAAAUGGAGAUUCCAUCUCUGCUGCUGUGCAGGCAGAGCGCAUCGCUCUUCUUACCUCGGUCUUGGCUCAAAACCAGCUCCCUCUCACGAACCACGGCAUGGCUGCUGCUCAUCAUCAGAACGCGCGGUCUCAUUCCGUCACUCCGCCUCAGCAUCACCGCACAUUUGCUGACCAACAACGUCCGCAUCUUCCUGCGCACCGUUCUCGUUCCCACUUCGACCUUGGUACCCAGUACAUCGAGUCGCAACCCAUCUAUGAAACAUCUGGCCCUCGUCAGGCCGACAACUCGUUCCCCAGGCUGAACGACCUACAAAACGCAUUACCUAAUGACGCUCCUUUGCUCCCUUCGUUCCUUCAUGACAUUGUACAAUCGCCCACGCUGUCGCCCACUUCUACUUCCUCCGCCGACCUCUCGGCAGAAGACUACGAUUUCCCUUCGCCGAAAACGUCCGUUCACGGGCGUGACCGCGGAGUCAAGAUUCGCCAGUCCACGUCCAACGUGAGCCUCGGCAACAUCUGGCGCCUCAAUGAGGAAGAAAAGAGCGUACAGCCCGGCAUUGCUCUUCCCCACCACGAGGACCUUGUAGGCAACCGGAAGCGCAGCAACGAGCUUCUUCGCCGCCCUGCUGUAUCACCUUAAUUUAUUUCUAUUCUGUCAACUCGCAUCACCACACAUGUUUUUCUUAUCCCGAUAGAACACGGGGGACUGCAACAAAGGAUAUGUUUUUGGAAGAUAUGGCUAGAACGCUCAAAUCUCGGUAUUGGUAUUGCUUACUACUUACAAUCGCCCGCGGCCCUUGCACUUUUUUCGUUCCAAGCGGGGGCCUAUUAACUUUUGUGGAUCUCAUAUCUCUAUGUCUUCUUUUUUUCCUCUUGUCAUCUCAAGAUCACCGGUUUUCUCGUCUCUUGGCGGACUUCACACACCUCCUCCUCUCCCCACUGAGCUGCAUCUCCUCUCACGAAAUCGGAACCCUGCGGCGGGCAAUGCUGCCCCAGUCUCACUUAAUAUGGCGUUGACUCACAUUUAUUAUCUUGGAAUCUAUCCUACCUUAGGCCUUAGUUAUGUAUCGAAUACUAGGUAGUACUACGUCUCUCCG